GUUCGAUUCCGCCCGCCGUUGACGUGAAUCCGUGAUGAGUUCACGGGCAAACAAAGCGCCGAUGGAGGGGCAUCAGGGCUGCUUGGCAUCGCUGUGUGUAGGGCCUCGGCGAUUCUAUGCGCUGGCGGUGGUAGGGAUCGUCGGUUGCUGCCUCGUCUGGCUCCAUGUGCUGGGCCUUCAGUUUGGUAGCCGCUUGCCGUCGUCCGAAUCGAUCGGGAUACGUGUGUCGGUGGACGACAUGGUGACCCUUGGUGCCAACUCGACAGGACCAACAUCGCCGCCUCGAUCCAUCCCCACGCUCAUCCAUCAGUCGUGGAAGUCUGCCAACCACAUUCCACGCAAGUUUGUGCCGUGGAUGCAAAGCUGGCGCGUUCGGAAUCCGACGUGGAAUUACAUGUUCUGGGACGACACGGACAACUUGAACUUGUUUGAAACCCGCUACGCCAAGUACGCGGCGGUGGCGCGUCAGGUCGGCAAGAUCCACUUGGCCGACAUGUCUCGAUAUGCUCUGCUGCAUUUGUACGGUGGCGUGUACGCCGAUGGAGAUUUUGAAUCGCUCAAAUCGUUUGACGACCUCGUCGAUCUAGACCUGUUUCUCAGCUACGAACCACUCACGCACUCUGUGCUGUUGGAAGGCGCAACGACCCCCGUCCUGUGCAACGCCAUCCUCGCAUCUGCUCCUGGCCAUCCGUUCUGGCUCGACGUUCUCGACAACAUUUUGGACGCGUUCAACGCGGGCGGCGACAGCACUGACCCAGUGUCCCUCACCGGCCCACGAAUGGUCCAUCGGACAGUGAUGGCUUACAACAGCAAGGACCACGUGCGCCGCAUCACACUACUCGACGAAGAGUACUUUUACCCUGAAGUGGCGUACUGGAACAUCGAGAAUCUCCACCGACGAUGCGUCAACGCAACAGAUCUGCGGCUACAACUGCCCAUCGUUCAACAGGCCUGCGCGUGGCUGACCGCGUACCCCACGGGCCGGUACACCAACAACACCCACGCCGUCCACCGAUGGCAAUGCACGUGGUGUCGGGGUGAAAACUCGUGGUUCUACGUCACGUUAGACGAGAUCUUUCCCGACCAAGUCGUGCUCCGGCCCAAACUGUAGAGAUCAUUCCGUUCAUGAAUCAUAACACUAGAGUCGAUCACGUGAG
Molecule: messenger RNA, 1157 nt
Organism: Aphanomyces invadans
Lineage: Eukaryota; Oomycota; Saprolegniomycetes; Saprolegniales; Verrucalvaceae
Exons: 1
Coding region: 35-1111 (358 amino acids)
Biological process (GO): mannosyl-inositol phosphorylceramide biosynthetic process
Molecular function (GO): mannosyltransferase activity
Source: RefSeq, a predicted model, not a curated record